CGAACAAACCGCAACUCGGGAACCCUGAGAAACACAACACAUUCCAUCCAUCUCGACUAUACUCCCUCCGUACUGCCUGUCUCAUUCUUUCUUCCCUGCAUCACUUCCUGGUCACGUACAAUCCAGAGGCUUGUGGAACGUCGACCACUGACUACCUGUCUUCUCACGAACCACGCCCUUCCUCGACGCCCUUGCGCCGUUGUGCCCCGUUCUCUUUCGUUUUAGACAGCGGGGGGGCCUCGGGCCGAGACUGGCGUCAUGACCUCGGUACGGCGACGAGGCGUCGAAUCCUUUGAGAUACACGAGGAUGUGCCUCGGACUGAAGACACCGAGAUGAUGGCAGAGUCGGAACACCCAACAGAAGCGGAAGAACAGGAGGGGGUGGAGGUGGAGGGCGAGGAAGAAGAAGACGAAGACGAAGACGAGGCAGCAGACGAAACUUCGUCCUACAGCUCAGACGACGGGGAAACCGUCGACGAAGGAGUCCAGAAUGAGAUGGAACGUCUUCAAGAUAGUUUCCCCGGCUUCCGACAGAAGUAUCGUCUGAUUAAACGUAUUGGUGAAGGCACAUUCUCCACUGUUUACAAGGCCGAAGACCUCCUUUACGACCAAUAUGAUAACCUCUGGGAUCUCGAUGAGAAGGAAAACCAGGUCGGCAAGUGGACGCCUCCGCCAUUACGACGCCUCCACGGUGCAAACCACACGAACAGCAGGGCCGUCUCCCGCGAGCCCCAACGACGCCGGCCCAGGUUCGUCGCCAUCAAGAAAAUCUACGUCACCUCCUCUCCCCUGCGCAUCCUGAACGAGCUCGAACUGCUCCACGACCUCCGCAACUGCCCCUCCGUCUGCCCCCUCAUCACCGCCUUCCGCCACACCGACCAGGUCGUCGCCAUUCUGCCCUACUUCCGCCACGAGGACUUCCGCGACUACUUCCGCCAGAUGAAGGUCCCGGACAUCGCCAUCUACCUGCGCUCCCUCUUUACGGCCCUCGGCUUCGUGCACGACCACCACAUCCUCCACCGCGACAUCAAGCCCACCAACUUCCUCUACGACCCGGCCACGCGCCGCGGCGUGCUCGUCGACUUUGGGCUCGCCGAGCGCGAAGGCUCCGACGCGAAACCCUGCCUCUGCCACGAGCCGCGCGAGGUGCGCAAGCUGCGCGUCCACAACAGCGCCGCCGCCCUCAACGGCUCGCAAGCGGGCUACCCCAAGAACGACACCCGACCGUCCCGCCGCGCCAACCGCGCCGGCACGCGCGGCUUCCGCGCCCCCGAGGUGCUGUUCAAGUGCACCGAGCAGACCACCAAGAUCGACAUCUGGAGCGCCGGCGUCAUCCUCCUCACCAUCCUGAGCAAGCGCUUUCCGUUUUUCAAUUCCGCCGACGACGUCGAGGCCAUGGUGGAGAUUGCUACCAUUUUUGGGUACAGGCGCAUGCGCGUCGCCGGCCUCCUCCACGGGUGCAUGUUCGAGACGAGCAUCCCUACCAUCGGCACUGCGGGGUUCUCCCUCGACAAGAUCAUCUUGUGGUCGACCUGCCGCACGCCUGGCAGCUCCGAGGAUGGGAACCCCGAGGGGAAGCCCCUGACCGAGGAGGAGAAGGUUGCCGUAGGGUUUCUGGAACGGUGUUUGGACCUCGACCCGUCCAAGCGGAUCAGUGCACGCGAGGCGCUGAAGCAUCCUUUCUUGCGCGAACCGGAGUCGGAGAGGGAUGCGGUCGACUUGACCGGCGAUGGGGAUGACGAUGAGAUGGAUCUGGUUGCAUAAGGCCGCCGAUCCUUGCUUACGCUUUUAACAGUAUACAUGACAUGUCGUGACAUGGCACAGCGAUAUGGAGUUGGAGUAGCAUUUGUCUCUGGGGGGAUCGCGACGACCGACAAGUCAUGAUGACGGACUCGAUUAUGUAUAAUAUCAUAAUUAUGUAUGAUACCAUAAAUGAUGAUCGUGACCCCG
This is a messenger RNA of Sodiomyces alkalinus F11, 1950 nucleotides long. RefSeq names its product kinase-like protein. Bases 259 to 1764 code for a protein of 501 amino acids. The record is from RefSeq and is a predicted model, not a curated record. Gene Ontology annotation, cellular component: nucleus. Gene Ontology annotation, biological process: protein phosphorylation; mitotic DNA damage checkpoint signaling. The transcript is spliced from 2 exons. NCBI's taxonomy places the organism in Eukaryota, Fungi, Ascomycota, Sordariomycetes, Glomerellales, Plectosphaerellaceae. Gene Ontology annotation, molecular function: protein serine/threonine kinase activity; ATP binding.